AUGGAAUACUUACCUAGACCCAACAUCGUAAGUGCGGACAUACACAUGGUUAGUGUCCCAAAGGAGUCGUGGGCUGAACUGAUUAAGAGAUACCUGGAGGAAGGAACCUUGCCUGUGGACAAGAAAGAGGCCCGAAGGUUGGUGUAUAAGGCUGCUAGGUACACCUUGGUAGAUGGGGUUCUAUACAAGAGAUGGUUCUCGAUGCCACUUCUGCGAUGUGUAGAGGAGGAGGAGGCGCCAAAAGUACUGCAUGAGAUACAUGAGGGUGAGUGUGGUAACCAUGAGAGCGAACCCUCCACGGCCAGGAAGGCCAUGAGACAAGGGUACUACUGUCCCUCAAUGGAGAAAGAUGCAAAUGACUUUUCCAAGAAAUGCGAAAAAUGCCAGAGGCACGCAAACUACACUCAGAAGACCCCAAAUGAGUUAACUAGCAUGACCAGCCCCUGGCCCUUCGCUAUCUGGGGGACAGACUUGAUCGGUGCCCUUCCUACGGGUAGGGGAGGAGGUGGUAGCUGUGGAAUACUUCACCAAGUGGGUUGA
Molecule: messenger RNA, 540 nt
Organism: Humulus lupulus (European hop)
Lineage: Eukaryota; Viridiplantae; Streptophyta; Magnoliopsida; Rosales; Cannabaceae
Exons: 1
Coding region: 1-540 (179 amino acids)
Source: RefSeq, a predicted model, not a curated record